CCCCAGCCGGAAGCAGUCGUUUUCGUGGCGGAAGUCCAGCUCCGGCGGAUAUACACGCUUUUUGCUCUCCCCGUCCUUAAACUCGAGGUUUUAUUUUUUGGGCGACUGAUAAGUAGAAUCGCAGUGACUCGCUUAAAGUUCAAGUAUCCCCGCUACGUGCAGCGUGACUGACGGUUCACACAACCAGCUAAAGCUAACAGCAGCUAGCGUCAGGCUAACAAAGCCGUCCUUUGCUGCGGCAUGUAAACAAACAGUCGUGUUUCAGUCCUCGGUGUGGUACCAUGGGGUAACUGGUCAGCCGCUCCAUCGUAGCUCGCUGUUACACGUUUACGAGCCGGAGUGUCUCUGAGCAGAAGGCCAUGUCAUCAUGAUGGUUCUCCGGCGGUUGCUGAGGAAGCGAUGGGUGCUGGGGGUCGUCUUCGGCUUGUCGCUCAUCUACUUUCUCACCAGCACACUGAAGCAGGUUUGCGUCAUCUGUGGCUGUGCACUGUCCCCUCACAGGAGGAGCGCACGAUUCGUGACCGCGCACUGUUGGAAGUCCGCGACCCGGACCACCGCAUCCCAUGGAAGGUCCGCUUCGACCUGGGCAACAGCAGCCGGCAGAUCAGCCAGUGCAGGAACUCCAUCCAGGGCAAGGCUUUGCUCACGGAUGAGCUCGGCUACGUCUGCGAGAGGAAGGACCUGCUGGUCAACGGCUGCUGCAAUGUCAACGCUCCCAGCAGCAGGCAGCACAUCUGCAAGAGCUGCCUGGCCAACGGCUGCUGCAGCAUCUACGAGUACUGCGUCUCCUGCUGCCUGCAGCCUGACAAGCAACCUCUGCUCGAGCGUUUCCUCAACCGGGCCGCUGAGGGCUUCCAGAACCUCUUCACGGCUGUGGAGGACCACUUCGAGCUGUGCCUGGCCAAGUGCCGCACCUCCUCGCAGAGCGUCCAGCACGAGAACACGUACCGGAACCCUCAAGCAAAGUACUGCUACGGCGAGAGCCCACCGGAGCUGCUUCCCGUUUGAUCAUGUGACUCUCCAGAGCUGCUUCCGGUUUGAUCAUGUGACCACCGGCCGGGGGCCCCUUCGACGUGCCUCACGAACAAACUGAUUUUAUUAUUUACACUUCAUAAGUGCAGAGAAGCCUCAUCCAUUCAUCCGUGAUGAUCGUCGGGUUCUGACCCGCCGGCAGCUCGUCCACCCGGACCCUCUCUUCAGAACAGCCGACCCGACUUUGUAUAUACCUGGUGUCAGCGCUGUCUCCUGCAUGUGUCCAUGUUGACGUGAAACGAC
Molecule: messenger RNA, 1275 nt
Organism: Synchiropus splendidus (mandarinfish)
Lineage: Eukaryota; Metazoa; Chordata; Actinopteri; Syngnathiformes; Callionymidae
Gene: spring1
Product: SREBF pathway regulator in golgi 1
Exons: 5
Coding region: 400-1008 (202 amino acids)
Biological process (GO): positive regulation of SREBP signaling pathway
Source: RefSeq, a predicted model, not a curated record